AUGUUGUGGACGCGGUGGCUCGUCCUGCUGCUCUGCUGGGGGGCCACAAGUGGCGAGCAGCAGGCGGAUGAGACGGACCAGGCACCGGCUGGUGUCCGUGCGGACUCCCGCAGGCAGCGCUCCCCUCCGCCGGUGGAGCCGCUGGAUUUUGGGUUUGUACCCUCGGCGGUUUAUGACACCCACGCCUACUACGAGCCGGGGAGCGUGGGGAUCCUGUUCCACAUGGUCCACGCGUUUCUCUACGUUGUGCAACCAAACUCCUUCCCCAAAGAUCUCAUUGUUAAAGUCAUUCAGCAAAACAUGGGAGGAAUCAAAAUAGAGGAAUGGAGGAAGCCAGAAAACGUCGUCCUGUUGCUACAGUGGAUCCACUACGAGGCCGGAUUCAUCGUAUGUACAACCGUCGGUAUCGUGUUUGUGGUCCUCGUCCCUAUCAUUGCCACGUGUUUCUGUGUGUGUCGAUGCUGCGAGAACUGCGGAGGCGAGAUGCACCAGAGGCAGAGGAAAAACGCUGACUGUCACCGAGGUUUCUACACCGUCUCGCUCAUCGCCACCUCCGUCUUCAUCAUUCUGGGAGUACUCAUCGCCUAUGCUGCAAAUCAUAAUGUCAGCACCCAGAUCAAGAGCACUCGACGACUCAUUAAUACCAACAUGAGGGACCUGAAGACAUUUGCUAACAACACGCCUGCGCAAAUUGAAUACCUGACAGCCCAGUACACCACAGCGAAGAACAAAGUCCUGUCAGACCUUGACAACAUUGGACCUUUGCUGGGUGGCAGGAUACACAGUCAGCUGGAGAAAGAGGUGGUUCCCUCCCUGGACACUGCCCUGCGCAUGGCAGGAGCAAAAGUUGAGAGUGCCAUCAAAGCCAUGAGGGAGACCAAAGAGGCCCUGGAAACCGUUAACUCCUCCUUGGAGGUGCUGCAGGACGGGAUGGGGAAGCUUCAGGCGAGUGUGUCAAGUGAACGCGCCUCUUUAUCCAACACCCUGUCCGACCCCGCCUGCACCAAUGGAGCCGUGUCUCCUACCUGCAACACCAUCCGCUCCACGCUGUCCCAACUAGGAGUCAACGCUGACUACUCUAAGCUCCCAGAUGUUAGUCACGCUUUGGUCAAUAUUAAUACCAUCUUGAGAACAGAUCUCAGCAACAUUGUACAAAAGGGUUAUGCAUCCUUCAAUGACACACCAAAACUGGUUAAAGAGCAAACUAAAAACAUUGUCUCAGCUUUGCCUCGAGUAAAAGGCAUGCUGGAUAAGAUUGGCACAGAGAUCAUCAGCUUCUCCAAGAUGUUCCCAGUGGAAGCCUCUCUGGCCAAUUUCACCAUCUUCCUCGGUGAAAGACAAAAGGCCAUCGAGUCCUUUUACCCACAGAUUGACCAGAUGGAUUUUUACAGGUGGAUCGGCUGUGUGGCCGUGCUCUGCAUGGUCGUCCUGGUCCUAGCCUUCAACGUCCUCGGUCUGCUGUGUGGCACCUGCGGCUAUGACAAGCAAGCUACGCCCACAACCCGCGGCUGCCUGUCGAACACCGGAGGAAACCUGCUGAUGGCUGGCGUGGGCUUCUCCUUUAUCUUUGCCUGGGUGCUGAUGGCCCUCGUUACUGCCAUGUUUGUUGCCGGUGGAAACGUGGAGAAACUGAUGUGUGAACCUCUGGCUAACCGGCAGCUGUUCAAGAUCAUAGACACACCGUUCCUGGUCCAUCCUGAAAAGAAAAACUUCCUUCCUGGGAUGCUGUUUCAGAAUCCAAAUAUUGACUUGACUUUGGGCAGCAUGUACAGGGAAUGUUACGAGAACAAUGGUCUGUAUCACGCUCUGCAGUUGGAAACGAUGUUCAAUAUCAACUCCUUCCUCAACAGAACUGUGUACAACAGGGAUUUGGCCAAAGUGUUUGAAGGUGUGAAGGUGGAUCUUCAGAACAUCACACUGCUGGAGCAGGCCGGCAGAGACAACCUCAUCAACUUUGCCAACUCUGGAAUUGGACACAUCGAGUAUGACGCUUAUCUUGCUGAGGUAAAUAAGGGAGUCACUCUGGUGGAUCUGCUGUCCUUCGCUACUGACCUGGAGGCUCAGGCCGACCAGCUGCCACGUGGUGCUUUGGAGAACGCACUGAGAGGACACGCCAGCAGUAUCAGACUCAUUCACAGGGAACACGUGGUGCCCAUGGAGCAAGCAAUGAAAUAUGUCAGAGCGCGGAGUACCCUGAGCCAGAGUAUCAAAAAACUGCAGAGGACAUCCAGCGACCUGCCAGUCAAGGUCACUAAUAUCCUGAGCGCCAUUGAUGCAGCAGAGUACCUCAUCACCCAUAAUGCCUCCCAUGUGGUGAAGCAGGAAGCAAAAGGCUACGUACAGAGCUUGGUGGGAUACUUCAAACAGUACACAGAAUGGGUUAAAAACUCUCUAACUGCAGAGGUUGCUCAGUGUAAACCCAUCAGUAACAUUGUGGACAGCAUGGAGAUAGUAGCAUGCAGCUUCAUUAUCGACUCUGUGAACACAUUCUGGUUUGGUCUUGGAGGCUGCUGCAUCCUUCUGAUCCCCAGCAUCAUCAUCUCUGUCAAACUGGCCAAGUAUUACAGAAGAAUGGACACAGAGGACGUCUUUGAAGAUGGACAGGAGAGCUGGAACUGA
Stegastes partitus (bicolor damselfish) is the source of this 2619-nucleotide messenger RNA. It is a transcript of the gene prom1b, whose product is annotated as prominin 1 b. Gene Ontology annotation, cellular component: microvillus; apical plasma membrane; prominosome. NCBI's taxonomy places the organism in Eukaryota, Metazoa, Chordata, Actinopteri, Pomacentridae. The transcript is spliced from 27 exons. Gene Ontology annotation, molecular function: cholesterol binding. Bases 1 to 2619 code for a protein of 872 amino acids. The record is from RefSeq and is a predicted model, not a curated record.